This is a messenger RNA of Grammomys surdaster, 4399 nucleotides long. It is a transcript of the gene Nbr1, whose product is annotated as NBR1 autophagy cargo receptor. The record is from RefSeq and is a predicted model, not a curated record. Gene Ontology annotation, biological process: macroautophagy. NCBI's taxonomy places the organism in Eukaryota, Metazoa, Chordata, Mammalia, Rodentia, Muridae. The transcript is spliced from 24 exons. Gene Ontology annotation, cellular component: phagophore assembly site. Bases 221 to 3166 code for a protein of 981 amino acids. Gene Ontology annotation, molecular function: ubiquitin binding; zinc ion binding.
GGGAUAGCAGUCGAGCUGGCCGCGAACGGUCUUUGCACUGGCCACUGGCAAGCGCCCCCCGUGGGCGGAAAGCUGAACGGGAAAGAUUAGUUUCCUUCCAGACAGAAGAGUGGAAGAAUAUUUCUUGAAGUUGCAAAGUGCUGACCUAGAACUCUUGGACUCCCAUUACCAUCCUGCUUCAACUUCCUGAGUAACUGGGACAACAGCUCCAGCCGACAGCAUGGAACCACAGGUUACUCUAAAUGUGACUUUUAAAAAUGAAACUCAAAGCUUUCUGGUUUCGGAUCCAGAAAAUACAACCUGGGCUGAUGUUGAAGCUAUGGUAAAAGUUUCGUUUGAUCUGAAUACUAUCCAAAUAAAAUACCUGGAUGAGGAAAAUGAGGAGAUAUCCAUCAAUAGUCAAGGAGAAUAUGAAGAAGCACUUAAGAUGGCUAACAUUAAGCAAGGAAAUCAACUACAGAUGCAAGUCCAUGAAAGGUACCAUGUGGUAAAUGAAACAUUCCCUCAAAAUGUAGUAAAAAAACAAGCAGCUGCCAGGACAGGGAAGAAGCCACUUGCACAUUAUUCUUCACUGGUGAGAGUCUUGGGCUCAGAUAUGAAGACCACAGAGGAGCCUGCAGCAGAGCCAUGUUCUCCUGCUCCUUGUGACACAGACCAGCCUCAAAAUAAGCCCCCAGAUUGGUUUACAAGCUACCUGGAGAUGUUCAGAGAACAAGUGGUUAAGGAAACGGUGGAGAAGCUUGAACAGAGGUUGCAGGAGAAGCUUAUCCUCCAGAAGCCACCCUUGGGUUCCUCACCCUCAGAAGUCUCAAUGCCUAUUUCGGAGGGAACCCUGUUUUUGCCAGAGAACCAGUUCAGCUGGCAUAUUGCUUGUAGCCACUGCCAAAAGAGGAUCGUCGGUGUGCGCUACCAGUGUAGCCUGUGCCCAUCCUACAACAUUUGUGAAGGUUGUGAAGCUGGACCGUACGCUCAUGACACUAAUCAUGCUUUGCUAAAGUUGCGGAGACCUGUUGUGAUUACCUCUGAGCCAUUUUUCUACUCAAAGUAUUCCACUCCUCGUCUGCCUGCUGCUUUGGAACAAGUCAGGCUCCAAAAACAGGUGGAUAAGAACUUUGUGAAAGCAGAAAAGCAACGGUUGCGGGCUGAGAAGAAACAGCGGAAGGCAGAGGUCAAGGAGCUUAAAAAGCAGCUUAAACUCCACAGGAAGAUUCAUCUGUGGAAUUCAAUCCAUGGACUUCAGAGUCCCAAGUCCCCUUUGGGCCGACCUGAAAGCUUGCUGCAGUCUAACACCCUGAUGCUUCCUUUGCAGCCCUGUGCCCCAGUUAUGCCAACACUCAGUGCAGCAUUUGUGGAUGAGAAUUUGCCUGAUGGGACUCAUCUUCAGCCAGGAACCAAGUUUAUCAAGCACUGGAGGAUGAAAAACACAGGGAAUGUGAAGUGGAACACAGACACAAAGCUCAAGUUCAUGUGGGGAAACUUGACUCUGGCUUCUACAGAGAAGAAGGAUGUUUUGGUUCCCUGCUUGAAGGCUGGCCAUGUUGGGAUCGUAUCUGUGGAGUUCAUUGCUCCAACCUUGGAGGGGACAUACACUUCGCAUUGGCGCCUCUCUCACAAAGGCCAGCAGUUUGGGCCUCGAGUCUGGUGCAGUAUCAUAGUAGAUCCUUUUCCUUCCUCUGAGGGCCCUGAUAAUGUUGAAAGGGACGGAAAUAGCUCAAGCAAAGCUGAUGAUUUCACCUGUGAGCAAGAGGAAGCUUUUCUUCUAGCUGAAGAAGAGAUUCCAUUGGGUGAGGUGACAAAGCAGGCAGAAGGGACAGGAGCCAGCGCCCCACAGAAGACACCACAUGCUGCCAGUGAGCUCUACAUUCCAUCUGUGGACCUUCUGACUGCCCAGGACCUGCUGUCCUUUGAGCUGCUGGAUAUAAACAUUGUCCAAGAAUUGGAGAGAGUGCCACACAACACCCCUGUGGAUAUGACUCCCUGCAUGUCUCCUCUGCCACAUGACAAUCCUUUAAUAGAGAAGCCAGGCUUGGGGCAGAUACAGGAAGAGAGUGAAGGGGCGGGAUUUAAAGCACCUCCUGAUUCCACUGUAUCAGCAAAGAGGAAGGCUGAGACCCCUGCUUCAGUCGAAGAAACAGAGGAAGACCUGAGUGGGACUCAAUUUGUGUGUGAGACUGUAAUCCGAUCCCUUACCUUGGAUGCUGCCCCAGACCAUAACCCUCCUUGCAGGCAGAGGUCCCCACAGAGGGAAAUACAGCUGUAUUCCACCGAGGAACAGCAGCCACUUGUGCUGCCUGGAUUCUGCAGAAAGGAUUCUUCCUUGAAAUUUGCCUUGCCUGAAGAAGGACCAUGUGGAGAAGAGAGGGAGGAGAUUGUCCACAUUGCUGAGGAAGAAGUCGUUGAGGAAGAGGAGGAAGUCCAAGAUGAAGAAGUUCAAAGUCAGUCUUCUGCUUCCUCUGAAGAUUAUAUCAUCAUCCUGCCUGAGUGUUUUGAUACCAGCCGCCCCCUGGGGGACUCCAUGUACAGCUCUGCACUCUCCCAGCCAGGCCUGGAGCAAGGGGCUGAAGGUGAACCUGGGAUCGAGUCUGGGCAAGAACCAACUGAGGCCAGAGAGAGACUCCCAGAGAGGGAGAGCCAACCACAGGAGCAGGGCAUCAGUGACAUCCUCACGACCUCACAGCCUCUGGACACGGUGCCUCUAGUCCCCGAGGUGGCAGGACUUCCAGCAGCAUUGUCCAGGAGCGCCCCUUGUGGACAGUAUGAGUCACCAGGAGUGGAUUCACCAGUUACCAUCCAAGAAGUUCCUCCAGUCCCUGAUCACAUCAGAGGAGAGCCCAGAGGCUCAACAGGACUCGCAAACACCAGACAGAGGAGCUGUGACCACUCAAGGCACCACAAUGGGAGCAGCAUUGCUGGAGGAUUGGUGAAGGGGGCUCUGUCUGUUGCUGCCUCUGCGUACAAGGCCCUGUUUUCUGGGCCACCAGUCACUGCACAGCCCAUCGCUUCUGAAGAUCAGACUGCAGCCCUGAUGGCCCAUCUCUUUGAAAUGGGAUUCUGCGACAGGCAGCUGAAUCUAAGGCUGCUGAGAAAACACAAUUACAACAUCCUGCAGGUUGUGACAGAGCUUCUUCAAGUAAACAACAACGACUGGUACAGCCACCGCUAUUGAGGACUGACCUUGCAUUAAAUAACUGCCUGCCGCUCAGAGGUGGUCUCCAUGCCGUCAUUGAGGUGUGGGUGGAAGCCCUUGCUUGCUUUUUAAUCUGAUGAAUCUAUGUUGAGUGUCUCUGAAUUGUCAAAACAGUACCUGUACCUGUUACAGUAUUUUUUGGAGCAAAUCAAAGGCCAGAACUUAAAUUUUCACUUUAGAAAUGGGAUGAAUGAUAGGAAGACAGUUUCCCACUGAUCUGGACAGAACUCUCGCCACUGUAGUACGUGGAAGCGUGUAACUUGGACUUCCUGUAGACUGCUUUUCCUUCUGCUUGUAUUGAAGUUGACUGUUUUCCUUUGGUUCAUGUGGAUGUUUUUAAUGGGCUGUUAAAUGUUAGUUUGGUUUUUCUGUUUUUUAAAGAUUAACCUUGAAUGUUUUCAAGAAUUAUUCUCUUAAUUUCUAUAACCAAUCCCAAGCUUCAUAGCUAUGUAAGGACAGCAGAUCAAGAAAGUCAUUCCCUAUAAGACUUAGUAAAUAAGUAACACUUUGCUUUCAGAAGACCUGGCAGGAACCUGGAAGGAUGGACGGAAGGCAUGUUGGUUAACCCAUAGCACCUACUGGGCAGUGUCUGUCAAAGUAAUUUUGUAUAAGUUUUAUUUAAGGAAAAAUCCUGGAUAGUGUGAAAUAUUUUGCUAAUCCUAUAAAGGGGGAAAACCGACAUGUUACAGAAAGAGAACGUUAACAGUCACACUUUUUCUGACUGUCACAGCAGAUUGUAAGGAGAACAGGUAUGUGCAAAUAUUCAUCUCAGUAAGGUUCAGGUGUGGGGGGCGGGGCACAAAUGCUGGCGACUUCUCAAAUGUGUGUAAUCCCCUUCUGAGGUGUCCAGCCCUAGAGAGCCGAGAACAGGAAGUGGUGUUGGGGGCUAACCCACAGAAAGGUUAGUUUACCAUUAGAAUAAAUGGGAAGAAGCUUCCUUUCAGAGUUCUAGGUCUCAUUUAAUUCAUAAAAGGGAGCGUUGGGUACAGAUGGUGAAAGAAGAGGUAACACAACACUAAAGAUUUUAUUCAUGGUUAGAGUUUGAGAGGAGGUAUCUGGACUCCAGCUCAAAGAGGAAAGGUAGUUCAAAUAGUAUUAUUUAACUUAGUUGGUAUUUAUAAUAAAUGGCGAUUUUAAUUACUCAUAAUAUGUUUAUUUACAGUCUAACUCUUGAAUGCUUCUAAAUAAACCACAAUUCAAACUGCAAGCCAA